Leptonychotes weddellii (Weddell seal) is the source of this 7182-nucleotide messenger RNA. It is a transcript of the gene TOGARAM1, whose product is annotated as TOG array regulator of axonemal microtubules 1. The record is from RefSeq and is a predicted model, not a curated record. Lineage: Eukaryota; Metazoa; Chordata; Mammalia; Carnivora; Phocidae. Gene Ontology annotation, biological process: microtubule cytoskeleton organization. Gene Ontology annotation, molecular function: microtubule binding. Gene Ontology annotation, cellular component: cilium; cytoplasmic microtubule.
UCACGUGGUGCCCCUGGUUACGCCCGGUGGCUGCUGUGGGGUCUGCGGCUCUGGCAGGGGCCAUUUUGCCGAAGGCAGCCUGCCGGGGGCGACUUGGCAGCUAACUGAAGCUGUUCCUUUUCUUCCUCUGCAGCUUGGGGCUUGGAGAGGAACUGGAAGGCUGGGCUCCAUCGAGUCCUUCAGAGACGAUGGUUUCCUCCAGCCUCUGCCACCUGACGACCCUCCAUGGCGGCUGUGCCCUCUGCGCUGCGCCUCCUGCCGCAACUUCCAGCCCUCUGUGCUUGUCGCCUCCAGAGCUGCAAUCGUCCUUCCGCCCCAGAGACUGAUGAUAAUCGAGGUGGGGGCACCAUGAGAGGCGAGAAAAACUAUUGCCGUGGAGCUGCCGGAGACCACAGUUCCUGCCCACCGACACCUUCGCCUCUGGCCUCGACCCUCAUGAUGCCCGCGGAGGCAAUCACAAGUAGUUGGUCUGGGUCUGGAGGUGGUUUGUCAGGGGGAGAUGAAGAGGAGACUCGGCUUCUUCAACUCCUCCGGACUGCGCCAGAUCCUUCCGAGGCCUUCCAGGCUUUGCAGGCUGCUUUGCCGCGGCGGGGCUGUCCACUCGGCUUCCCCCGACGGAAGGAAGCAUUGUAUCGGGCCCUGGGCCGAGUGCUUGUGGAAGGAGGUAGUGAUGAGAAGCGACUCUGCUUGCAACUCCUCUCGGACGUUCUUCGGGGUCAGGGGGAGGCAGGCCAGCUGGAAGAGGCCUUUAGCUUAGCACUUCUGCCUCAACUAGUUGUCUCCUUACGAGAAGAGAAUCCAGCCCUACGGAAAGAUGCACUACAGAUCCUACAUAUAUGUCUGAAACGUAGUUCUGGACAGGUGCUGAGAACACUUAUACAACAAGGACUGGAAAGUACAGAUGCCCGGCUUCGAGCUGCCACAGCAGUGCUGUUCCCUAUCUUGCUUACUCCUGAGGAUUUGUUGUUCAGCCUAGAUCUCACCGAGGUAAUAAUAUCCCUAGCCAGAAAGCUUGGCGAUCAGGAGGUAGAAGAAGAAUCUGAGACUGCUUUCUCUGCAAUUCAGCAAAUUGGGGAACGACUUGGCCAAGAGAGAUUUCAGUCCUAUAUCUCUCGCUUGCCAUCUGCCCUGAGGAGACACUACAAUCGCCGCCUGGAGUCCCAAUUUGGAAGUCAGGUUCCUUAUUAUUUGGAACUGGAAGCCUCUGGAUUUCCUGAAGAUCCUCUCCCCUGUGCAGUGACUCUUUCUAACAGCAAUCUUAAAUUUGGGAUUAUUCCUCAAGAGCUGCAUUCAAGAUUGUUAGAUCAGGAAGACUAUAAGAACCGGACUCAGGCCGUUGAGGAAUUAAAACAGGUGAUGGGAAGAUUUAAUCCUAGUUCUACCCCUCAUUCCAGUCUUGUCGGUUUCAUUAGCUUGCUCUAUAAUCUGUUAGAUGAUUCUAACUUCAAAGUGGUUCAUGGCACACUUCAGGUCCUGCAUUUACUGGUUAUUCGCCUUGGAGAGCAGGCACAACAGUUCUUGGGACCAGUUAUAGCAGCUUCUGUCAAAGUGUUGGCAGACAACAAAUUGGUAAUCAAACAAGAAUACAUGAAAAUCUUCCUCAAGCUAAUGAAGGAAGUAGGUCCUCAACAGGUGCUUUGUUUACUCCUGGAACAUCUCAAACAUAAGCAUUCCAGAGUGAGAGAGGAGGUAGUGAACAUUUGCAUCUGCUCCCUCCUGACCUAUCCCAGCGAGGAUUUUGACUUACCCAAACUGUCUUUUAAUCUUGCCCCAGCUCUUAUAGAUAGCAAACGCAGGGUACGCCAAGCAGCUCUUGAAGCCUUUGCUGUGUUGGCAUCGUCCAUGGGCUCAGGUAAAACCAGCAUCCUUUUCAAAGCUGUGGAUACUGUUGAACUGCAAGAUAAUGGAGACGGAGUGAUGAAUGCUGUGCAGGCCAGAUUGGCUAGAAAAACCCUCCCAAGGUUAACAGAACAGGGAUUUGUGGAAUAUGCAAUACUUAUGCCAUCAUCUGCCCAGGGUAGGUCAAGCCAUCUGGCACAUGGAGCAGAUACAGACUGGCUCUUGGCUGGUAACAGAACUCAGAGUGCACACUGUCACUGUGGAGACCACACAAGGGACAGCAUGCAAAUUUAUGGAUCUUACAGUCCAACUAUCUGUACCCGAAGGGUAUUAAGUGCAGGAAAAGGAAAAAAUAAAUUGCCAUGGGAAAAUGAGCAGCCUGGAGUCUUGGGAGAAAACCAGACCUCCAAUUCCAAGGACAUAGAACAGUUUUCAGCGUAUGAUUUCAUCCCAUCUCCAAAAUUAAAGUCCUCUCAAGGAAUGCCAGUAAAUGAUGAUAUAUGUUUUAGCAGAAAAAGAGUGUCAAGAAACUUAUUUCAGAAUAGUCGAGAUUAUAACCCAGAUUCUCUUCCUGUAUGUGCUGCUGGCAGUACUGGGACUCAUCAGACAAAUGUUUCUGGGAAAUGUGGACAACUUGGAUUUUCACAGAUAUGUGGGAAAAGUGGGAGUGUGGAUUCUGACUUACAAUACCUAGGGACAGCUAACAAUCAUCAAGAUAAAGUGUAUGCUAGCCUGAAUUUUGCUCCUAAGACACAGCAGACAUUUGGUAGCCAAACAGAACGUACUUCAUCAUACUCUGGUCUAAAUCCAAGUCCAGGAGGCUUCAUCCUUCCAUCCUAUCCUCUCUCAUCACCUCGAACUAGUCCAAAGCACGCAUCUCUUACCAUAUCUCCAAAGAAGUCUCAGGAUAUUUCGAUUAACUUCUCCAAUUCCUGGCCUCUUAAAAGCUUCGAAGGGCUACCAAAGCCGAGUCCACAGAAAAAGCUUGUCAGACAAAAAUCGUCUGACCCUCCAGGUAGAAAUGAUGGAGAAAAUUCUCAAGAAAAACUUUCUCCGCUUCAACUUACACCUGCCUUGGUGAGAUCACCGUCUUCCCGACGAGGCCUAAAUGGGACCAAACCCGUCCCUCCCAUACCAAGGGGAAUCAGCCUUUUGCCUGAUAAAGCUGACUUAAGCACAGUGGGACCCAAAAAGAAAGAGCCUGAUGAUAUUUGGAAGAGUGAAAAAGAUAGUCUUACAAUUGAUCUUUCAGAAUUAGAUAUCAGAGAUAAAGAUUUGGAUCAAGAAGAGAUGCAGAGCUCUCUUAGGUCCCUUCGUAAUAGUGCAGCUAAGAAAAGAGCAAAACUGAGUGGCAGUACUUCUGAUCUUGAAAGCCCUGAUUCUGCAAUUAAGCUCGACUUGACUAUGGACUCACCAUCUCGAUCUUCCUCUCCAAACAUCAGCUCUUAUAGUGAAAGUGGAGUUUAUAGCCAAGAAUCAUUGACUUCUUCUCUGUCUACAACUCCCCAGGGGAAGAGAAUAAUGUCAGACAUAUUUCCAACAUUUGGAUCAAAAUCUUGUCCAACGAGACUUUCUUCUGCAAAGAAUAAAAUCUCUGAGAUAGCUGACCAAAGCCCCAGUGCAGGGAUUACAACAUCCAAUGUAAGCAUAAUUGGUCAACGUAUGAACUGUGGGUUUGGAUGUGGUGAUUUUGAAGAUGAUAGGUUCCAUGACAUUUCACCUAGUGUUUUCAAAAUACAAAAUAAGGAACACCCAAGACAUUAUAAACAUACAAAAGCAUUUAUAGGGUCAUCAUCAAAUUUACAGCAAAUUCCCAGUUUUGACUUCACAUCCACAAAUACCUUACCAGAAGACUCAGUGGUUGUUGUUGGAAAAGGUGUAUUUGGAAGUCCAAAUUCAGCACCAGCAGCCUGCAGCCAGUCAGUGAUAUCUUCUGUGGAAAAUGGAGAUACAUUUUCAAUUAAACAAAGCAUUGAACCACCAUCAGGAAUUUAUGGAAGAGCGGUCCAGCAAAAUAUUCCAUCAUAUGUUGAUGUUGAGAAUGAAAAGGAUAUUAAAGUUUCUAUUUCAAAAUCUACUUAUGACAAGAUGAGACAAAAGAGAAAAGAGGAAAAAGAACUUUUUGACAUUAAAGAUUGUGAAAAGAAGGAACAGAAUUCCUGGGAGCGAAUGAAACAUACAGGAACUGAGAAGAUGACAUCUGAAAACUUAAAUAUUUUUGGAGAUGAGGUGGGAAUAUCAAAAAAUGAGAGUUCCCCUUUAGAAAAUAUUGCCUUCAGCCCUCAAUUGAAAGGAGGGACCUGUUUAAAAAGGUCACCACCAUCUUUAGUGUUUUCAGAUUCAGGUGAAGCAUCUGGAGGCAUUCCACAAUAUAAAGAAAGGAUGUCUUCUGUCACUCACAGUCCUGAAAUAAUGGAUACAUCAGAACUACGGCCAUUUUCCAAACCAGAAAUAGCACUGACAGAAGCCCUUAGGCUUUUAGCUGACAAGGAUUGGGAGAAGAAAAUUGAAGGACUGAAUUUUAUUAGGUGCUUAGCUGCUUUUCAUUCUGAAAUAUUGAACACAAAGUUGCAUGAAACAAAUUUUGCAGUAGUUCAAGAGGUGAAAAAUUUACGCUCUGGAGUUUCUCGUGCUGCUGUGGUCUGUUUAAGUGAUCUUUUCACUUACCUGAAAAAAAACAUGGAUCAAGAACUAGAUACUACAGUAAAAGUUUUGUUGCACAAGGCUGGAGAAUCAAAUACAUUUAUAAGAGAAGAUGUUGACAAAGCACUGAGAGCUAUGGUCAGUAAUGUAACUCCUGCACGUGCAAUUGUUUCUCUUAUCAAUGGAGGACAAAGCCAUUUACACAUUGCAGUAAGAAGAUGUACAGCCCAGCACUUAUCAGAUGUUGUGGGAUUUAUGGAACCAGAACGUAUUUUAUCUGGAACAAAGGAUAUGGCUGACCGGAUAUUACCAGCUGCUGCCAAGUUUGCUCAGGACAGUUCACAAGAAACCAGGUACUAUGGUCGAAAAAUGCUUUUUCUUAUGAUGUGUCAUCCAAACUUUGAUAAAAUGCUUGAAAAAUAUGUCCCAUCCAAAGAUUUGCCAUAUAUUAAGGAAUCUGUUAAAAGCUUACGGCAAAAGGGCUUAGGAGAGAUACCACUAGAUACUCCUUCAGCAAAAGGAAGACGAUCUCAUACUGGCACUGUUGGAAAUACAAGGUCAUCAUCUGUUUCUAGAGAUGCUUUCAAUUCAGCUGAAAGAGAAGUAACUGAAAUUCAUGACAUCACCAGAAAAUCAGUUCCCCGCAAUUCCUUAGAAAGUGCUGAAUACAUUAAAGUCAUAACCAGUUUAUUAAAUGCAAAAGACUUCCGUGAUCGCAUUAAUGGGAUUAAGCAGCUUUUAUCGGAUACUGAAAACAAUCAAGAACUGGUUGUUGUAAACAUUGUGAAGAUCUUUGAUGCUUUUAAAUCUCGACUUCAUGAUUCCAAUAGUAAAGUAAAUCUGGUGGCUCUAGAAACAAUGCACAAAAUGAUUCCUUUGCUUAGAGACAACUUAUCUCCUAUAAUCAACAUGCUAAUUCCAGCAAUAGUAGAUAACAAUCUGAAUUCAAAGAAUCCAGGCAUCUAUGCUGCUGCCACAAAUGUUGUUCAGGCACUGAGUCAGCAUGUAGACAAUUACUUACUUCUACAGCCAUUUUGCACAAAAGCUCAGUUUUUAAAUGGAAAAGCAAAACAGGAUAUGACUGAAAAGCUUGCUGAUAUUGUUAUGGAACUUUAUCAAAGGAAGCCCCAUGCCACAGAACAGAAAGUGUUGGUUGUUUUAUGGCAUCUCUUAGGGAACAUGACAAAUAGUGGCUCUUUGCCUGGAGCUGGAGGAAAUAUACGAACAGCCACAGCUAAAUUAUCAAAAGCACUUUUUGCACAAAUGGGUCAGAAUCUGUUAAAUCAGGCUGCAUCCCAACCAUCACAUAUCAAAAAGAGUUUAGAAGAAUUGCUCGAUAUGACAAUAUGAAAUGAAUUAUGAAUCUUUGAUGAAAUAUAGUAUGAUGAAGAAAAUUGUUUACAUGAUGACAAAUGGAACUUUUUUAAAGUUACAUUUUCAGUGCCUGCACUUCUCAUCUGGUAAAUUAAGUCAAUGGCUAUUUGUAUUUGCAGCCAAUGAAUACACAUCUGCCCUAUAUCAACCCUACCACUUGUACCCAUCACACAAAAACCUAAAAUAAUUAAUAUAACCUAAUAUUCAUGAAAUCUGAGGUACAAGGAAUGAGUCCAAUUAUAUUAUUUUUGAGGAACGUCCUGCUCAUUUGCACUAUUCUAUAAGAAACCACAAUUCAUUGCCCUGUAUGUACAAUUAGAUUUGUAAUUAAAAAUAUACUUUUUAUUAUGUAAUCAUGUUCUGCUAUGUCUCAUUACUCAGCCUUAUUUUAUGAAAUGAAAGAAAAGUCAUUGAACUAUGUUAUCACAAACUAACUGUUGUGUGCUAUUUGUGAAAAACAUGUAUUUCUGAAAUCAGUCUGCUAAUAUGAUUGUGCAGUAUUAGCUUGCUUUUGCUAUUGUGUUAAUGUGAUAUAUAUGCUUACCAUUUGGGUUAAAUCAUCUACAUCAUUGUGAAAUUUAACAAGUUAUAAUGAAGCAUGAUGACCAAAGUUUAAUGCUUAAACAUUUUAAAUGCACGUUAAAGAAAACGUGUUGAAUGUAACUUACCUAUUUUUGUGUGCAAACACUAAAUUUUAUUUCUAUAUGUCCCAACAUUUAUAAAGGUGUUAUUUUGCUGCCCAGUUGUGUAAUUCUCAAAAAUAGUGCCAGGUCUUCUAUAGCUUUUCUCAGAAUUCUUGGGCUAUAAGUACUGUAUGCAUCAUAAAAAGAAAAGGAAUGUUAUAAAAAUAAAAGGAUUUAUUUCUGUAGAUGUGUGAGAGGUGUCCUAUUUUUCCACCUUCCAAAUAUGUUAAAAUAAAAAAUAUAUAUAUUAUAAUAUUGACCUUCAUUUGGUAUCCUUGAUAUAAUAAUGACCUAUCUCUAUUGACCUAACAAUAGACCUGGGUUAUAGUUCUAGCUUUAGAGGAAAUUAGCCAUGUGACCUUGGGCAAGUCACUUGCCAGGUCUAGGUCUCAGUGUUCCAAUCUCUAAAAUGUGAGGACUAGACUAGGUGAUUUUUAAGGUUCUAUCUUGUUCUAAAAAUCUAUGGUUCUGUGUCAUAGUUUACUCAAUGAUCACUUUAUUACAGUUGUGAACUAUCCUCAUUCUUUUUCAUUUCUUGUGUCACUGAGUGGUUUUCUGAUGUAUUUGGCUUCAUUUUAAAUUGUGAUUCUUUGUAUUACUCCAGGACUGCUGUGCAAUAAAAGGGGUUUUACAGCAAUUUGAA